This is a messenger RNA of Helicoverpa zea (corn earworm), 2573 nucleotides long. It is a transcript of the gene HtrA2, whose product is annotated as serine protease HTRA2, mitochondrial-like. The coding region runs from base 152 to 2248 and encodes 698 amino acids. Gene Ontology annotation, biological process: programmed cell death; positive regulation of apoptotic process; proteolysis. The transcript has 14 exons. The record is from RefSeq and is a predicted model, not a curated record. Gene Ontology annotation, molecular function: serine-type endopeptidase activity; protein binding. NCBI's taxonomy places the organism in Eukaryota, Metazoa, Arthropoda, Insecta, Lepidoptera, Noctuidae.
GAGCGCCCGCUUUCGCUGCGCUGGGAUGUAUUUGUGAAUACAAUACGCGACGUAUUAUUUUAUCGAGAAAGUAAUAAAUCGUCAGUUAUUUAUUGUGCUACACUAGUCACUUAUAAUUUCCUGUGGAAUAUUACUUAUCAGUGAUAUCAAAAUGUUUUUCGGAGGCGUAGAAGGGGGUGCGACACAUUCAAAUCUCGUGAUAUGCGACCAGCUCGGUAGAGUCGUGGGCAGGGCCGAAGGUCCAGGCACGAAUCACUGGACACUGGGUAUUGAAGAGUGUGCCAGACGCAUCAUAGCUAUGGUGGAAUCCGCUAAGGAAGAGGCUGGUAUAUCGAAGGAUCAGCCUUUGGACUCUUUGGGCCUGACUUUGUCUGGUUGCGAGCAAGAAAGCAGUAAUGCAGAGCUGGCUCUCAGGGUAAAGGAAAAGGAUGGAAAUGCUGCGAAAGCCAUUUAUGUUGGCUCUGAUACUGCUGGGUCCUUGUUCACGGGAGCCACUAAUGGUGGAAUGGUGCUUAUUGCUGGAACUGGCUCCAACGCUCUGCUGAGAACUCCUAAUGGAGAGCAGCAUGGUUGCGGAGGCUGGGGAUACUUAUUGGGAGACGAAGGCGGUGCAUACUGGAUAGCCCACAAAGCAGUGAAAACGGUAUUCGACGAUGUAGAUGGCCUAAAUCCUUCACCGUACCCAACUGACAGGGUUUGGGAAGUCAUACGGGAACAUUUCGAUGCUGACACCAGGGCUGAUCUACUGCCACAUGCUUAUAAACACUUCGACAAGUCCAUGUUUGCUGGAGUGACAUCAAAACUGUCAUCCCUAGCUUACAAAGGCGACGAGCUCUCCCGCCACUUGUUCUCGCAAGCCGGAGUUACUCUAGCUUCUCACGUGGCUGCGCUCGCCGUGCACUGUGAAACCCGACGUAUUCGCGUCGUCUGCGUUGGAUCAGUGUGGAAGAGCUGGGAUAUAUUGAAGCCUGGGUUUUUGAAGCAGUUGAAGUUUAGAAAGGUUAAAACAGAGCUCGAACUUGUAACACUUCGAGUAUCAAGUGCGAUGGGGGCAGCUUGGCUUGCCGCCAAACACGUGGGUUUCGAGUUACCCAGAGACGACACGGCAUUCUGCAAAGUUUUCUACACUUACCACCCCGAAGAAAUCGUUAACGGCAAUGGCAAUGUCGUUAAUGGCAAAAUAAACGGCAAACUUAAUGGCAAUGGUAUUGCUAAUGUGGCGGCCGGGGUAAUAGGUUAUAUUAGUUUGAAAGAAAAAUUGUUAGCUGCUACUGUGAUAAAUAAUGAUUUAAAAGGUAGGAGAGAGCAGUUUAACUUUAUAGCUGAUGUGGUGGCUGUGUCGGCGCCGUCCGUGGUGUAUAUAGAGAUAAAAGACGGUCGUCGUUUGGACUUGUUUUCUGGUCAGCCCGUGACACUGUCGAAUGGCUCUGGCUUCAUUGUGAAGGAAGAUGGGCUGAUAUUGACUAACGCUCACGUUGUGGUAAACAAGCCUAACGCCAUAGUGAAUGUGCGGUUAUAUGAUGGAUCCAUUCACACUGGUUUUGUUGAAGAUGUGGAUCUCAAGUCAGAUUUAGCCACCCUUCGCAUCCCGGUGAAGGGGUUACCAGUUAUGAAAUUAGGUUCAUCUUCUGAUAUACAGCCUGGCGAGUGGGUGGUGGCGAUGGGUAGUCCUCUAGCACUCAGUAACACAGUCACUGCUGGAGUAGUAAGCUCCACCCAGAGAGCCAGUGAGGAACUUGGUUUAAGAGGCAAAGACAUGGUAUACAUACAGACAGACGCUCCAAUCACAUUUGGCAACAGUGGAGGGCCGCUAGUGAACUUAGACGGUGAAGCGAUAGGCAUCAACAGUAUGAAGGUCACAUCCGGUAUAUCGUUUGCUAUACCAAUUGAUUACGUCAAGGAGUUUCUGGCUAAGAGGACGACGAAGUCUCCGCAAGUGUCGCGGCGGUACCUCGGCAUCACGAUGCUCUCACUCACGCCCAAUAUACUGAUGGAGCUGAGAAUGAGGAACCCUGAGAUGCCAACAGACAUUGAACACGGAAUUCUAGUGUGGAAAGUUAUCAUCGGAUCACCAGCUUACAACGGUGGUCUCCAACCCGGCGACAUAGUGACAAGUAUAAACAACAAACCAGUGAGGACAGCUAGCGACAUCUACAUGUUACUAGAGAACACUAGCGGCAGUUUGCGCAUAGAAGUCGUUAGAGGGCGCCAGCGAAUCGCGCUCACAGUGACACCAGAACUACACUGAUAGAAAUUAUGUUCUAGAAACUGUUAACAAGGAUAGUCAAAUGUUAUAAAUAAACACCUGUAACUAUAUGCCAGUGGUGAAAAUAUGUAAUUCUAAGAUAUCGCUCACUCUGUAAUUACUAUAUAAAAAACUAUUCUCUAUACAGUGUAUACAGAAUGUUUCUUUUUGGUGUAAACUACUUAUGUACCUACACUAGUGAUGCACGGCUGAUUAUCGACAAAAAUAUCGGAUUUGAAAAGACGUAGAAUAUUUGAUUUUGUUUAUCAAGUGAAUGUUUUUUGUGAUAGAUAUGCCUGGUGAAAUACAGUGUUCAAUAUCAUAAUCA